This is a messenger RNA of Racocetra persica, 271 nucleotides long. Lineage: Eukaryota; Fungi; Glomeromycota; Glomeromycetes; Diversisporales; Gigasporaceae. The record is from the annotation of a GenBank genome assembly.
AAUUAUGGAGGACAAAAAAAAGCGAAUGAGAAUGACAAACAGUAAGGGAGAGUAUGUCACUAAAAUUGAAUUUUUUCAAGAAUUAAAAGAAAUACGAAAGCUUGUAAAAGAUGAGUAUUCUCAAAUAAAAAAAGACAUUAAAGAAGUAAAAAAAGCCGUUAGCACGCCAAAUCAAAAAGCAGAUGCUAAAAUAACUGAACUAGAAGUCCAAAAAGAUAAAUUAAUUGCUCAAUUAAAUGAUGGUCGAGAGUUAAGCAUUCCGAUUUCUUGA